GUGUUUCGAUAGUUAUCAAAGCACAAUGGGCUCAUAUACCGCAGGCGUCAAGCCUGCAUUCCUGAUCAUCGCCGUCAUACUCGUUGUCCUCCCUUCGCAGGUUAAUGCUUUUGGAGCUGGAAAUAUCGCGUCUAUUUCUAAAAUCGAGGGCAAGAACUGGCGCCAUGGCGACAUUGAAGAUAUGCUCAAGACGCUGGCCUUUAUCAAGGGUCACAAGUGGACGUCAAAUAUGGUCAAGAGAGUGUAUUUUGGAAACUGGUUACGCGAUUACUCGCAAGCCAUGGACGUAGGAACUUUGCAGAAACUACAAUCUGAGACCAUCCGCGUUCUGGUGUGGAUUCUUUCGUUCAUGAGCUUUGGAUAUGCUACCGGGGAAUUUGAAGUUACGGCCGAAAGACUAGGAGUGUAUCGACCGGAAGAGCAUAUUGACAACCCAAAGGACUAUGCCGACAACAAGGAUGCUAGGCAAUAUGAUGCGCGCUUGCGUGGACCAGUGAGGCAAGUUGAGUUGGACAUCGAUCCGGAAACUGGGAUGAAAAAUUACAUUGCGAAUGAACGAGGUGACUGGGCCACCAGUGCAGGAUACGUGAGGUACAGCUUUGCCCGUAGCAUCCACUUCGGAAGGCUUUACACCAAGGGGGGCCAUAAGAAGGGCCGCGAAGAAGAUCUAUAUGAAGCGUUAAGAUGCCUUGGUCAGGGUUUGCAUACGCUGGAGGAUUUUGGCGCUCAUACGAAUUAUUGUGAACUCGUGUUGCGCGAAAUGGGCAUGUAUAACGUUUUCCCGCAUACCGGAACGAGAACGAUGAUGACCGUUCGGGGGAAGCAUAUCUUUCCUUUGGUCACAGGCACAUUUGGCAUGGUUGACUUUUUCCAUUCAGUCUUGGGCGAGGCCACGGACCAUUUCGCCCAGUCGGAAAUUGACGAGGCAGAUAAUGCUUUUGGAAGUGCUCAAGCUAGUGGAUCUUCGGCGCCAUUGAACGGAUUGACCAAUAUGCUUGGGAAUGUCCCUGGAAUGGGAGAUCUUAUUACUGAAGCCCAGCAGUUGCAGCAGCAGUCGCAGGCCCAGGCACAGGCUAACCAGCAAUACCAAUCGCACCAUGGAGGUUAUGGUGCGUCGCGAGGAUUCAAUGAUGAUGGUCACGGACAAGGGGCGGGCUACUAUGACGAUACUCGGGCUCCCGGUCAAAACGGUGCUAACAUUCCAGGAAUGCCCGAUUUUGACCCUCAAAAGACAGUCUCCCAGAUCUAUCCCAUACUCGUUUUUAGAGACAAGGUUGUUCGAAGAGUCAGCAGCGUAGUGGAAAAGAUCCCGGGACUUGAGUCGUUGAUGGAAAAAAUCUCUGAAACACUGACCGUGUUUGUCUAUUCCCUUUUAGCUCCAUUUGUACGGCCCCUUAUCACCUUUGCGUCGAAAAAACUGCAUCUAGGAUCCUCUGAGGUUAUCAACUCCUCAGCACAACACCAGUUUGAACCAUGGACCGACCCCCACUGCACCGACCCGACGCACUCUCUCCUUUCGAAGGAUCACUUUUCCAACAUUCUCAACGAGCCUGCUGGGGGCGUUGCAGCGGCCAUUCUUAAGUUUGUUGUCCCGCGGGUCCUGUACGCGUGGCAACACGCCGAUUUUCCGGUUGACCAUGUCCUGAACGACUGUGUCAGUGUCUUCCACCAUCCGGCAUUGCGAGAUAUGGACAAUGAAGCCCAUCGGACGAUGUUUGAGGUAGUGCAGCAGUGGGCGUUUUCAAGACAUGAUAGAGGGGCAAGCUUGGACCAUAUCCUAAGCGCAGAGAGUGUGAGGGCGGGAAAGAAUCACACCGUUGAUGGAAGUCAUGGACACGGACAUGGACACAGUCACGGCCAUGGGCAUGGGCAUGUACAUGCUCACAGCCAGCCCCACCAAGCCCCUCCUUAUGGCGGGCAUGGUCAGCCGCAACCGACCAGUUCAUUUGCUAACAUCCCAGGCCUGUCUGCUCUCGCUGGGUUGACAGGGGGGUCCCAGAGCCACCAGUCUCACUCCGGGUCGUCAGGUUCGUCCGGCAUGCCGUGGGACAAGCUCUCGAGCCUACCCAUUCCUGGAAUGUCCAAUUUGAACAAACUCUCAAGCUUCAUACCCGGUGGUCAUGGGAAGCGUGAAAUGCCCGACGAACCCAACGACGGCACCGGUCAACAGCCACCGUAUUUAGGGACUCCAGCAUACGCGCAGGUCGGAGAGCAGCAGCAGCAGCAGCAGCAUUAUUCCUCUGGAACUGGGCAUGAUGCUGGCUUCUCCGUUCCGCCACCAGCAGGCUAUGAACAGUACCACCAGCAGCGGCAACCCGGCUCUGGGGACGGCCAUGGGGUUUAUCAGCCUCCAACGCAUGGCGCGCACACGUAUGAUUAUUAUAGUGGUUAUAGCAGGGGUUAGGACCGAAACGAUACCCAGGUUUCCAGGUUUAUGCUCCGUAGAAUGGGGAAAUUUGCCAUCGUCAUUUCAAGGUGUCUAGGCACGAAAGCACAAUGCUUGUUGUUUCAUGAGUGUAAAU
This is a messenger RNA of Coccidioides posadasii C735 delta SOWgp, 2522 nucleotides long. RefSeq lists its product as uncharacterized. The record is from RefSeq and is a predicted model, not a curated record. Lineage: Eukaryota; Fungi; Ascomycota; Eurotiomycetes; Onygenales; Onygenaceae.